AUGAUGACCAUGAACAGCAAGCAACACUUAGGCAUGUCCCCCAUCCUCCAGGAGGCCAAGUACCCAAGCCUGCACCCCAGCUCCGAGGCCGUGAGGAGAGUUUGCCUCCCAACCCCGCCGCUCCAGGGCAAUAUAUUCGGCGGCUUUGAUGAAAGCCUGUUAGCCCGCGCUGAAGCUCUGGCAGCUGUAGAUGUGAUCCCCCACAGUAAGAGUCAGCCACACUUCAAGCCGGACCUCAGUUAUCACACCAUGAGCAGCGUGCCGUGCAGUUCUACCUCCUCAGCGCUGACCAUCUCGCCUCCGCCCAGCCUGACCUCCCACCACGUCCACCCGGCUCACCAGAUCCUAGAGGCCGACUUGCUGGAUAUCUCGCCCAGCCUGACCGGGCUGGGAGGCGCUGACCCAUCGGCGGUCCUCUCCACGCCUGGGCACCCUCCUCACCUCAACGGGAUGGGACACCUACACCCGGCUAUGCCUAUGGCUCACCCACACUCGUUCUCCAGCCACGCUGGCAUGCCUUGCCUCAAUGAGGCAGACGCUGACCCUAGGGAGCUAGAAGCUUUUGCGGAGAGGUUCAAACAGAGGAGGAUUAAGCUGGGGGUGACCCAAGCCGAUGUAGGAGCCGCCCUGGCUAACCUGAAGAUCCCGGGAGUGGGCUCCCUGAGCCAGAGCACCAUCUGCAGGUUCGAGUCUCUCACCCUGUCCCACAACAACAUGAUCGCCCUGAAGCCGGUGCUGCACACCUGGCUCGAGGAGGCCGAGAGCAUUUACCGGGAGAAAGCCAGCAAGCCCGAAGUGUUCAGCGCUGGAGACAGGAAACGCAAACGGACCUCGAUCGCUGCGCCCGAGAAGCGCUCGCUGGAAGCUUACUUCGCCAUCCAGCCGCGGCCGUCUUCCGAAAAAAUCGCCGCGAUCGCCGAGAAACUGGACCUGAAGAAAAACGUGGUCAGAGUCUGGUUUUGCAAUCAGAGACAGAAACAGAAGCGGAUGAAAUAUUCCGCCAAUCACUGA
Molecule: messenger RNA, 1011 nt
Organism: Rhincodon typus (whale shark)
Lineage: Eukaryota; Metazoa; Chordata; Chondrichthyes; Orectolobiformes; Rhincodontidae
Product: POU domain, class 4, transcription factor 3-like
Exons: 2
Coding region: 1-1011 (336 amino acids)
Biological process (GO): regulation of transcription by RNA polymerase II
Molecular function (GO): RNA polymerase II cis-regulatory region sequence-specific DNA binding; DNA-binding transcription factor activity, RNA polymerase II-specific
Source: RefSeq, a predicted model, not a curated record